This is a messenger RNA of Protobothrops mucrosquamatus (brown spotted pit viper), 457 nucleotides long. RefSeq names its product 2-(3-amino-3-carboxypropyl)histidine synthase subunit 1-like. The annotation marks the transcript as partial. Gene Ontology annotation, biological process: protein histidyl modification to diphthamide. Gene Ontology annotation, molecular function: 2-(3-amino-3-carboxypropyl)histidine synthase activity. The transcript has 4 exons. NCBI's taxonomy places the organism in Eukaryota, Metazoa, Chordata, Lepidosauria, Squamata, Viperidae. The record is from RefSeq and is a predicted model, not a curated record.
GUUCACUGGGGCAGAGGCCGUGGUGAUGGGCGACGUGACCUACGGGGCCUGCUGCGUGGACGACUUUACCGCACGGGCCUUGGGAGCGGACUUCCUGGUCCACUAUGGCCACAGCUGCCUGAGUACCUACCUGGGAGACGGGCGCUUCCACCUGGAGUCCAUCAUGAUCGCCAACCCCGGCAUUCCCGCCUACAGGUACGAUCCGUACAGCAAGGCCUUCUCCCAGGAGCUCUACGCCCACGAGCGCAUGCAGGAGUCGCGGAAGGCAGCCAUCCACCGGGCGGCCCGUGCCCACAAGUGGGGCCUCAUCCUGGGCACCCUGGGACGGCAGGGGUCUCCGGCCAUCCUGCAGCACCUGGAGUCGAGCCUGCAGGCGGCAGGGCGUCCCUACGUCCGGCUUCUCCUCUCAGAAAUCUUCCCCAGCAAACUGGAGCUGUUUCCAGAUGUUGAGGCGUGA